Messenger RNA from Anastrepha obliqua, 658 nucleotides. RefSeq names its product 40S ribosomal protein S19a (gene RpS19a). Gene Ontology annotation, biological process: translation; ribosomal small subunit assembly. Bases 56 to 526 code for a protein of 156 amino acids. Gene Ontology annotation, cellular component: cytosolic small ribosomal subunit; ribosome. NCBI's taxonomy places the organism in Eukaryota, Metazoa, Arthropoda, Insecta, Diptera, Tephritidae. The transcript has 3 exons. The record is from RefSeq and is a predicted model, not a curated record. Gene Ontology annotation, molecular function: RNA binding; structural constituent of ribosome.
AAGCAGCCAACUUAACUCAAUAUGUCCUUUCUUCCGGUUCACUUUGUCACGCAAGAUGCCUGGCGUUACAGUAAAGGAUAUUGAUCAACAUGCCGUUGUAAAGGCCGUAGCCGUCUUCUUAAAAAAGACUGGCAAAUUGAAGGUGCCAGAUCAAAUGGACAUCAUUAAGACCGCCAAGUACAAGGAAUUGGCCCCAUCUGAUCCUGACUGGUUUUACAUUCGUUGUGCAUCGAUCUUGCGCCACUUGUACCACCGCAGCCCAGCUGGUGUUGGUUCAAUCACAAAAAUCUAUGGCGGUCGUAAACGCAAUGGUGUUCAUCCAUCCCAUUUCUGCCGCGCCGCUGAUGGUGCUGCACGUAAAGCUUUGCAAUCGUUGGAACAUGCCCGCCUUAUUGAAAAGCACCCUGAUGGUGGUCGCAAGCUUACGCCCAUUGGCCAACGUGAUCUGGAUCGUAUUGCCAACCAAAUUGUGAGCAAACAACGUGAUGCGGCGAAACAGUCGGGACCAAUCGUAAUUUCGAAGUAAUUUAAUAAAAAAUAUACGCAAAAUAGAGGGGUGAAAUUAAGUGGUAUAGGCUAGCAAGUACUUUGUGGUGCCGCUUUAAAUUUAAAAAUGUCCUUUGUUUACGUGAAUAAUAAUAAAAAAAUUAAAAAAAAU